AUGAGCAAAGCUUUUCCCUUCCGGGAAGGUUCUUGGAGUGCCCAGCAACAAAGGAGAAUCAGAGUUCGAAAUGUGGUCCAAAGUGAGACACAGGUUUAUUUCACCGAUCGGGGCUGGCAGCUCACCAAGAAGAGGUACCAUGGGGAACACCAGUUUGAAGUGAAAGAAGAACGAUUAACACAAGCUAUGAAAAUACCAAAACUGUUCUACGCUUUUGCACUUUUCACAUGUGCUGCUAUUUAUGUUGUAUACAUAAAAUGGAAUUUGAAUUUUAAAACAAAAGAUGCUUUUGAUGACCUGAAAAAAAAACGUGAUUCUGAGACAGGAAGAACGAUUUCUUAUGGUAUCAUGUUUGAUGCUGGAAGCACUGGGACACGUGUACAUGUAUUUCAGUUCUCACAGAAACCAAAAGAAAUUCCUAGACUAAUCCAUGCCACAUUCAAAGCAAUAAAGCCAGGACUCUCUUCAUAUGCUGAUGAUGUUGAUAAGUGUGCUGAAGGAAUAAAUGAGCUAUUGACAGCUGCUAAAUCUGAUGUCCCUAUGGAGUUGUGGCAGUCUACCCCUUUGGUUCUUAAAGCAACAGCUGGUUUAAGGCUAUUGCCGGGAGAAAAGGCACAGAAACUGUUGGAUAAGGUGAAAGGUAUUUUUCAAGAGUCUCCAUUCUUGGUAAGGGAUGAUAGUGUCUCCAUAAUGGACGGGACAGAUGAAGGAAUUUCUGCAUGGAUUACUGUCAAUUUAUUAACAGGUAUUUUGAAUUCUCCAGGAAAGAAAGGUAUAGGAAUGCUGGAAUUAGGAGGUGGAUCAACUCAGAUCACAUUCCCCCCAAGCACCAAGACCACUCUAGAGAACACCUCUGCUAGUCACAUCAUUUCUUUUCAGAUGUUUAACUCCACAUACCAACUGUAUUCAUAUAGUUAUUUGGGACUUGGCAUAAGGUCAGCAAGACUACAGAUUUUAGGAGGAGUUGAAGGAGAAGCCUUAAAAGAAGGGGAAGUACUAACAAGUACCUGCUUAUCACCUGACUUCCAGGGUGAAUGGGAACAUGCUAAGAUAAUGUAUAAAAUUAAAGGGCAGAAGGCAGAAAAGUCUCUCUUUGAAUCAUGUUCUGAUGAAAUAGCAAAAUUGCUCAACCAAAAGAUUCACAAGACAGAUGAAGUAAAGGACUUGGAUUUUUAUGCUUUUGCCUACUAUUAUUACUUGGCUGUGGAUGUUGAUUUAAUAGAUAGUGAAAAAGGAGGGACUCUGGCAGUCAAUGACUUUGAAGCUACUGCAAAAAAUGUGUGCAAAACCAUGGAAGUUGAACAAGGAGAGAAGCCUUUUCUCUGUAUGGAUCUCACUUAUGUUAGUUUGCUAUUGGAAAAAUUGGGCUUUCCAAAGGACUACAUUCUUAAGCUUGCUCGGAAAAUCAACAACACUGAAACCAGCUGGGCACUAGGAGCAAUCCUUCACUACAUGGAUUCACAUCACAUGCUGCAGUAUUAAGGCUUUUGGCAAGUCUGGGAGGAUGUAACACAGCAGU
Messenger RNA from Sceloporus undulatus (fence lizard), 1519 nucleotides. RefSeq names its product ectonucleoside triphosphate diphosphohydrolase 6-like. Gene Ontology annotation, biological process: nucleoside diphosphate catabolic process. Lineage: Eukaryota; Metazoa; Chordata; Lepidosauria; Squamata; Phrynosomatidae. The transcript is spliced from 14 exons. The record is from RefSeq and is a predicted model, not a curated record. Gene Ontology annotation, molecular function: GDP phosphatase activity; UDP phosphatase activity. The coding region runs from base 1 to 1482 and encodes 493 amino acids. Gene Ontology annotation, cellular component: Golgi apparatus; membrane.